AUGAAUUGUGGUAAAUCACGACGUGAAGAAUGUAGCGAAGAGUGUGCUGGAGGAAAUACUGAAGAAGAAUUAGAAGAAUAUGCUGAGAUCUUUGAAAAUCUUGAAGACUAUCGUGGCCACGCUAAGAAGAAUCGACCAAAAAGAAAAAAUGAAGUUUCAGAAUCAGAUACUGAUACAGAUACUGAUUCUGAUACCGAUUCCGACGAUGACACAGAUACCGAUACAGAUACUGACGAAAACUCGGAGUCUGAUACUGAUGAUGACGAUGAUGAUAAUGAUGAUGAAACAGAUGAUGAUGAUGAUGAAGAGGAAGAAGAAGAAGAAGAGGAAGAAUCUGGAACUUCGAAAACAUUAAAAAAGAAAGCUAAAAAUAUUCUCAAUACCAAACGUACCAAUGAAAAAUCCAAACAAUCCAAACAUAAUAAUUAA
Messenger RNA from Rotaria sp. Silwood1, 429 nucleotides. The record is from the annotation of a GenBank genome assembly. NCBI's taxonomy places the organism in Eukaryota, Metazoa, Rotifera, Eurotatoria, Philodinida, Philodinidae.